This is a messenger RNA of Ochlerotatus camptorhynchus, 2183 nucleotides long. It is a transcript of the gene Exo84, whose product is annotated as exocyst 84. The transcript is spliced from 6 exons. The record is from RefSeq and is a predicted model, not a curated record. Bases 47 to 2065 code for a protein of 672 amino acids. Gene Ontology annotation, biological process: Golgi to plasma membrane transport; exocytosis; intracellular protein localization. Gene Ontology annotation, cellular component: exocyst. Lineage: Eukaryota; Metazoa; Arthropoda; Insecta; Diptera; Culicidae.
UUUAUAAGUUUUACUCUCGGUUUUACUUAAAAAAUCCCCCGUAAAAAUGCCCGAAUCGGCUUUGACGGUGUUCGAAAAGGACAAUUUCAAUGCCGAGAAAUACGUCAAAGAGUUGGUGCAGGAUUGCGUCGGCGGACCGGAACUGCAGCAAACGAAAGCCAAGAUCCAGAGCCACAGUGACACGGUAUCGUCUACGCUGAAGAAGCAUGUCUACGAAAAUUAUAUGCAAUUUAUCGAAACGGCCAAGGAGAUUUCCCACUUGGAAUCGGAAAUGUACCAGCUGUCGCACAUCCUGAUCGAGCAGCGCAAUCUGCUGUCAACGUUGCGGGAUGAGUCGAUGCUGGAGGAUCAGAAGUACAUCAUCGAGGAUCAAAGUGUCGAUCCGAACGUGAACGACGAACAGCAGAACAGGAAGGCGAUUCAGUUGAUUAAGGAGUCGUUGAUGGGAUACAAGGGAACGCUGGACGACAAGGUGUUCAUCUAUGAAGGCGGUUUGAUCGAAUUGGAUCCUAACGAUUACAGACCAAUCUGCCGGAUUCACAUAUUUCUCUUCAAUGAGAUUCUGGUGCUGGCUAAGGUCAAGCAUGACAAGAAACUGGAAUUUCUCACCGAGUACGACACCAAGAAGAUUGCCGUCAUCAACAUAAAGGGCCUGGACGGGGUCAACAAGAAUGCGAUCAACAUUUUCACUAGCGAUGGGGCGCGGAUCUUCCAGUGCGUCAAUUCCGCUUCCAAGCUGGAAUGGAUCGACAAGUUUGAAGUGGCCAUCAAGUUUAACCAGCUGAAGCACAAAAAAGGGCCCGCUCCGCAGCCUCCGACGACGUUGAAGUUUGUUCAGCAGAAAUCGGUCGAUAGUGAGCUGCUCAGCCCGACGACAUCGAAAGUGGUUUCCAUCGUGGAAAAGCUGGCACCAGAUUGGUUGACCUCGGCUCCGGAGGAAAUUCAGGCUGAAAUUGCCCAGCGUCACUUUGAGGAUUGUUUGAUGCUGGUGCAGAAGUGCGAGGAGUAUCUGGUCAAGGACAGUGGUUUCCGAGGGGCGGCAGAAAUUAGGGAGAAAAUCAAGGGGCUUAAGAGCAUGCUGUCGUCAGUUUUGAUGCAGGAGUUGUCCACUUCGCAGAGUCGGAGCUUGCAGGCUGCUCUGCGUUCGAGUCGACGUCCCUUGAAGCUGCUGGUGGAGAUGGGAAAGGCGCGGGAGGCUUGUGGGAUAUUGUUGAGGGUUUGCAGCAGUGCUAUUAGGACUUCGCAGCGACAGGCACGGCGUAACAAUCUGGCCGUUUCGGAGCUGUUCUUUUGCGAUGUGGCUCAGGUUGCUAGCGAGUUUUUGCGAGCGUUCAAUAGUAAGGCUUCCUGUACGAGUGCUUUGAUCGUUUGGUGCAACAUGGAACUGCAGUACUUUGCUUCGCAGCUGAUCAAACAUUACCUUACCAAGGAUACUCAGCUGGAGAUGGUAGCCAAGGUGGUGGAAGGCGUCCGAGAACCGUGCACCAAGUUGACGGAGAUUGGAUUGGAUUUGUCCUAUCAUAUGGAAGGCUUGCUACGGAAUACUCUGGAUAAACUCCUCGAGGAAGCCAAGUAUCGUCUGGUGGAUUCCAUUGGGCGAACCGAAGAUGUAUGGCAGCCUUACAACCUACAGACGAAGACCAAUCUGAGGAAUGUUUUGAAAGAAUUUGACGCAUUGGGAUUGGACAUGAAGCCACUGGUGACCGGAGAUACUUGGAUCAAUCUUACACAGACCACGGUGAACUUUUGCCGGCACUUUAUGACCACCACGGAAAGCUGUGCCUAUCUGGCCAAGUACGACUCGCUGAAGUUGGAUGCCGAGAUGCUUCUAAAGGAACUUUUCCUGGCCCAGCACGUCGUCAAGCCGCACUCAUCGAUGAGCGUCGAUCUGAACUUCAUCGCCAAGAACAAGGUCUACAUGGCCGAGAUGCUGCUUCCGAUUGCAAUCGGUCGUUUCGAGAAAAUCUCUGACAAGAAACCGGAUCUGCUAGUAGAACUGCAAAUGCAGCUGAGGGGACCACCUAAACCGAAACCACGAAGCGUUUACAAAACGGACGUUCUCUAAAGACGCUGACAAAACACCAGAGCCUAUCUUACAACGUAUUUAUUCCAUUUAAAGUAAUUAAAGUUAUGCAAAGUAGAAGUUAUGUAACAACGCAAGUGCAUGUACCUUUCGAAUUGCA